AUGCUUCAAAGAACUGGUUGUGGCAUGUCUACAGUAUCUCUAGUAGUAGCAGCUAUAGUCGAGAAGAAAAGGCUUCAAAUGGCUUUAGAUUAUGGAUUAAUUGACAUGCCUCAGGCAACAGUUCCUAUGAGUAUCUGGUGGUUGGUCCCUCAGUACAUAAUGCAGGAUGCCGCUAACGUAUUCUUUAUCGGUAUGCAAGAGUUUUUUUAUGAUCAAGUGCCAAAUGAGUUAAGGAGUGUCGGUCUCGGCCUUUACUCGAGUAUCUUUGGUGUGGGGCAUUUUCUCAGUGGAUUUUUGAUCUCCAUACUAGAUAAGGUAACUAGUGGAAGUGGACGAUACAGUUGGUUUUCAGACAAUCUCAACCGAGCGCUCAUCGACUUCUUCUAUUGGCUUCUUGCAGGACUUGGUGCAUUGGAAUUGAUUAGCUUCAUAUAUAUUUCAAAAUCGUAUAUCUACAAAAGGUAA
Papaver somniferum (opium poppy) is the source of this 465-nucleotide messenger RNA. Its product is annotated as protein NRT1/ PTR FAMILY 5.10-like. NCBI's taxonomy places the organism in Eukaryota, Viridiplantae, Streptophyta, Magnoliopsida, Ranunculales, Papaveraceae. The record is from RefSeq and is a predicted model, not a curated record. Gene Ontology annotation, cellular component: membrane. The transcript has a single exon. Gene Ontology annotation, molecular function: transmembrane transporter activity. Gene Ontology annotation, biological process: transmembrane transport. The coding region runs from base 1 to 465 and encodes 154 amino acids.